AUCAAAAUUUUUCGAGGAACUAACGGUUUAAGAAAAUUCUGAAAAAUUUGUGGAGAAACUCAAAUUUUUUGAUAAAACAUUUCGGCGGAAAAUUCAAAGUUUUUGAGAAAAAAAUGUCAGUGGAAAAUUCAAAUUCUUCAGCAAAAAACCACUUUCCGUGAGACCUCCAAAAUAAUAACCACGUGGAUGAAAAAUUAUUACCACGCGGAUGAAAGUUUCAAAUUUUAAUCAUUACCGCUUCUCUACUCUUCAAAUUUACCAGUUCGAUAAUGUCUCCUGUGCGAAAAUCAUCUCAAAAUUCUGCAAAACUGUCAGAUUCUGAGCUUUUGAGCUUUUUAAUCCAUGAAACAAAAGAUGCAACAGAGCCAAUAAUGGCUAAAUCUGUAUUCAUAAAGUGCAAGAAACUGGAAACGAUCGAGAAAACUUGGCAGUGCUAUUUGAGUCGAUUCACGAGAAAACUUGCACCAUUGAUGGAAGACUUCAACACCCACUCAGUAGAUUCCCGUGCUCGGACGAUGUUUGCCUUGGCUGGACGCGUCGAGCCCAGUUUUUUUGAAUUACUUCAAAUCCAUGCCAAUGUGCAACUAGAUGAGAUGAGCAGAAUUUGUAAAUAUAAAUCGAAAAAGGGGAAUCUGCAAUUUGAAGGAUGUCAUAGCCGGUCGGCAAAGAUAAGAAGAAGACAUAUUGAAAAACUGAAAAAGCCAAACAUUGUUAGAACAGAUGAUUUCGAUGUGAAAAUGGAGGAAGAAAUCGAGCAGGAGCCUGAGGAUCUUCCUGUGGAGGUUGCACUUCAGCCGAAUGAAAUAAGUUUGCACAAACUUUUGAAACAAAUGAGACAAAUGCUCGUGUUUCUGGAUUCGAACGGAUUCACAUCAAUCAGGCAGAAAAUCGACGAUUCGAUUAAAUUUUCACGCGAUGAGGCACUCCCAGAUUCACUAAUCGUUCUGACUCUUGACGGAAUGUUCACUGGAGCUUCUCGUAAAUUCCGACCGUCCGUGGAUCCUUCUCGAGCACAACAACAUGAUCAAUGGAAUGCUCGAGUGUUGUUGAUUGUAUAUCUUUGUUUUUUAUACGCGACAGAUUCACCGCGUCUUAAGAAGUUCCGGAGUAGAGUCAAGCAAAAAGUCGAUGAUCCUGAGAUUAAGGAGAAGGUGAUAUUGCUCCGUGACAUUCAAAUUAUUUUCGAAUACACACUCGUCAUCAUUUCACACUGAUUAUGGAUUUUUUUUCAAAUUUUAUAGCAAUUUAUGUGCUUUUUUGUGAGAUUAUUAUUUAAAUUUUCAAUUAUACGACUGAAAUCUUUUUUGUAAUUGUAUUUAACGAUUUUUUUCCACGGAUUUUUCAGAAUAAAUCCACUUGACUUCGA
Molecule: messenger RNA, 1366 nt
Organism: Caenorhabditis elegans
Lineage: Eukaryota; Metazoa; Nematoda; Chromadorea; Rhabditida; Rhabditidae
Gene: R05D7.2
Product: SPK domain-containing protein
Exons: 6
Coding region: 270-1214 (314 amino acids)
Source: RefSeq, marked reviewed